Messenger RNA from Podarcis lilfordi (Lilford's wall lizard), 32402 nucleotides. NCBI's taxonomy places the organism in Eukaryota, Metazoa, Chordata, Lepidosauria, Squamata, Lacertidae. The record is from the annotation of a GenBank genome assembly.
AUGGAAAACGCCCACGCCAAAACAGGGGAGGAGUGCUUGGCUUACUUUGGAGUGAAUGAGCAUUCAGGCCUCUCUCCCGAGCAGGUGAAGAAGCACCUGGAGAAAUACGGAUACAAUGGUGAGUGGCUGCCUGAGUUAUAGGACCAUGUUGGUACCCACACGUCAAGGUGCCAGGAUGCAGAGAAGGGCAGAGGGAGGGAGGGAGGGAGGGAGAUGCAUGGAAGGAAGGAUGGAAGGAAGGAUGCAGCUGAAAGGAUGGCCACCUAAAUACAGAUACGAGAACCAAAGGAAAGCCAAGGAUGAUCGGGCAAGAGAUGGACAGGUGGAUGGAUGCAGAGCCAUGGCUUCUAGACGAAAAGGGUGGAUGCACACACACAGAGGAGGUGGGAGAGUGGGGUUUCAGUACACGCCGAAGAAGAAUUGUUACGUAGGCACAGGAAGGGAAGGAAGAGCCCGAUUAAGUAGGCAAUGGAAGGUGAACAGGGAUGGAGGCAAAAGCAAAGGAGAAGAGCACUGAAGAUUAUUAGGAUGGGGGGAGGUAGCCAGGCUGGGGACAGGGCAGCUGCUGCUUUGCUAAGAAUAACCCAGUAAUUCCCUUUGGUAUGAAACAGAUAUUAAAAUUGCUGAUGGGCAACUUGUAGGAGCAGCCGGGAGGUUGCCGGGGGGGGGGGUUGAUAUUCCACAGCCGCUAAGGGACAGGCUGGCUGGAUGCAGGGUAACUGGGGAGGGGGUGAUGUCCUUGGGGAACAUGAGUUUAGCAGUUAAGUGAAAUGGUAGUGGUUUAUUGGGAAGGGUGUCAAUAUGAAGAGGGGAGGCUUUUUUCUUUGUUUGUUUGUUUUUGCAGGGGGUAGUAGUGUCCUGCUGAAGAUGCAGACAGUUAAGCAACAAGGACAAUGUAUUCCUCCCUGUUUCCCCAUGCAUGAUAUCCUCUAGGAUCCAAGUCUUAACUUUUAGAGAAGGGAAUUUGGGGGGGGGGGGGUUUACAGGACACAAGUACAUGGCACAGAUAUGAUAAGGUGGGGUUGCUGUGAGUGUGUACCUAAGCCAUGUUGUGCUAUGCAACUGGCUGCAACUCCUUGUGGAGUCCUGCUAACAAGGGGCACCUCACACCCAACUUAAUUCUGCGGCAACAGCUCUGGCCCAAUGGCUUCUUUCAAAACUAUAGCCCAUAACCUUAAUUUUGGUAGAAGGCCCCUUUGCUGUCUGUAGCUGAGACCCAUGUCCACCUCACAAUUAACCUGUGUCUGCCUCACAAUCAGUUCUAUAAUCCUAAGCAUGACCCCAUGGCUUGUUUCUAACUGUUCAGUUCUGAUCUGCGAUAUUAACCUUCAACUCCAUGUAAGAAGCCAGCCUCAUUAACUUAACCACAGAGCCUUUCUUCCCUGUCUCCACCUUUGCCUGACAAUCCAGUCCACAAAGUCAAAAUAAAACACAACCCUAACCCGCUUCUCUCUCUUUCUCUUUCUCUCUCUCUCUCUCUCUCUCAACCCCACAGAACUCCCAGCUGAAGAAGGUGAGUCCCUAAUACUGGUGUGAAAAGGUGUUGGGAAGUGUUAGGACAUAGGAAGCCCCACUGUACCCUGAUCUUACCUGGCUCAAAUUCUCUCUGCUGACUUUGUAAAGCAGCAAUUAUGGCUGCCAGGUCUCUAUUUUUGGCUUUAAGUUUUAAACCUUUAGCCAUCUUUCUGGUUUUCCAAAGGAAGGACUAAAAUCUCAAGAUAGGGAACUAUAAUCAAUGGGCCUUUUUUUUUUUUUUUGCUUGCCCUGAAAGGUUUCCCCAUUCUCUUCAGCUUACCCUUUCCAUCAAAUUUCAGCCUGAGGCACCAAGCACAAACAAGUUCAUCCCCUAAACAGCUACUAGGCCUCACCCAUAUCCUACCAGGCUCCACUGACAAUCUGCCAGGCACCCGCUUAGCUCCCAGGCUCCAUUCACAGGCUUCUUCUUGCCCAAGCCUAUGGCACCUGGCUAUCCUACCAGACAGACCAUACACUUGCCUUAAGAAAAGAGGGUUGGGUAUACACCAGCCUUUGAGGUGUUGCUGAGCCAGCAGUGGGGGUUGUGGGGCCACUUACAAGAAAAGAGGUGAUUUCUUCCUUUCACUUAUGGGAAAGGGGGUGAACAUUGCUCUGGAGGAAGAAAAAUCAGCUUGGAGGAAGCAAUCUGGAGAGAAACGGCAGAGAUGUUAAGCACCAACCACCACUUCUUAGCCCCAAGUUCCCUUUCUGAAGUGGCUUGUUCUCUGUCAGGCUUUUGUUAAUGCAUAGUUAGACCCUCAGGGGGUAUCCACACUUCUUGCUCAACUGGAACAAAUGGCAAUUCAGUAUUUUCUGGAUUGACAUUUGCUCCGAUUUGGCACUAAAGAGUGUCUUUUCCCUUGGAAUGGAGUGGGGCAAGGGGAAGACUGAUUGGACCUGUGCUUUCUAGGCAUGGCACAAGUGGAAAUGUGGAUGAGCCCUCAGGAAAAGAACACCUGGGGGGCUUAUAGCUCACCUAGACCUCCCUGACUAGGCUUUGCUCAAAAUCUAUCAUAGAGAAUCCAUCUUUCAUGGCAAACAUACGUCAUUUCGGGUGCCCUCCCCAAUCCCUUUCUAGCUAACUGCCCUCAGAAACUGGAAUUUUUGUGCCCUCUGAUCCUUUAACACCUCCCUUUCUUGCUUGUCAGGCAAAACCAUUUGGGAGCUGGUGGUGGAACAAUUUGAAGACUUGCUUGUCAGAAUCCUACUACUCGCAGCUUGCAUCUCCUUUGUAAGUGACUGUGGCCUUGUGGGUGAGGAAAUUUGGGUUACUCAGAGAAGGGCCUUUGAAAUACAGCCAGCAUUGGGAAGGAGAGGCGAGCAGUUUGGGGGCACAUGGAGGGAAACAGUCAAAAGGAGACACAUCCUAGGCAAGGAUGAACCAGUUUCCUUUAGAGUCAAUGGCUGAUGUGUACCAAUGCCCAUAGUUGGUGUGCUGAGAAGCUUUGCUCUUCAGUGAGCUGCCAUAUUGAUAAGCUGCAUCAUCAAUCACUGGAGGCAUUCACUGGGACCUAAUAUGACUCAAGCCUCAGUUUUGGAACAUAUUCUAUGGUAUGGCACAUGGUAUGCGUGAAGUAAUGUUAAAGAAACAUCUGAACAUCUGGAGAGUUUAUCUUUCCUCACCACUAUUUAAAUGUAAAGUGUUUCCAGAUGUACACCUCCAAGUCAGGGCACUGUAGGGUCCCGUGCCCCCCAGCUCAAGCCAAACUGCCCUCUCUGACUGCAUAGUGCUUUAGACAGGUUGCAUUGUACACUGGUCCGAUAGACUGUCUUCCCUUCAGCUUAGGGGUUAGAGGUAUACUAGUUUCCAGCCAAUCGGGGCUGUGCAUGGCUGGCUUCUGCUAUGAAUCCGUAGAACCAAUUUCCCCUGAACUCAUCCCAAGAGAGUAUAUUGCAGAGAAGGUUGUCUAGGUGAAAAUGUAGUGAUUGUGCUUUUACAGCAGGUGUAUCUCUCAAAUUAUACUUCUGUAUCCACUCAAAUUAGUAAAUAAACUAAAACUGGCAACAGGGCAUGGGGAUAACUUGGCCUUUAGGCUCCUGUAUGUAGAAAAUGAGUUCCCUCACAUUAAUGGGGGAGCUCGCCAACCAGCUCCAAAACCUCUUUGCCAACUGCCCUGCUUCCACUCCCACCAUAACUAUAAAAUGGAAGCCGCAGAAAUGAACGUUUCCCUCCCCUCAUCUUGCAACUUGCCUCGCUGCCCGGUUCCUUGACACUUGAGAUGCAGCCACCUUGGGCCGUGAUACUAAUUUCUGGAAGAGCACAUGGCCUGGCUCAGCACCAAGAGGUCGCUGUAAAGGUCACCGUUAACGGCCUAGUUCUCAGGUAGCCUGAGCUCCCUCACCUCACUGCUCCUCAGAAAACCCAGGAUACCUGGCAUCUUCUUGUCCAAGGAGAAGAAGGCAUUUGUGACCAGGUUUGCUGUGAUCCAGCAACUAGUAAUUCUCUCAUUCCCUCUCUCAUGCAAAUCACCAAUUAGUGUGCUGUAUUACAGGGAUUCUGGAGAGAGACAACAGUAUCUUGUAUAGACUCCGGUGAAUCUAUAGAAGCUACAGUCUCCCAGGUGUUGCUGGACUCCAGCUGCCAUCAGACCCGGCCAGCCAACAUGGCCAAAGAAUCUUUGCUAUGCUUGUACAUGGCAAGCUGGAGAGAGAAGAAGUUGUGAUAUUUUCCUAUCUCUUAGGCUUAUCCACACUUCCUCAUCCCUCUGCUUCCCCCCAUCCCUGGGGAAAACUGCUCUUUAGCACUCAGUCAAUCAUAGCAAACAGCAAAAUGAACUUGACAUUUGAUUCUCUGAUUUAGCACUAAAUAGCAGGUUUUUCCUGGGAAAGGAGCGGAACAAGGGACGAAAACACUUGGACCGCCUGGGUCAAGCAGAAAACUGCCUGGACCUGUGCUUUCUAGGCACGAGACAAGCAGAAGUGUGUAUGAGCCCUUACAUACUCAUACCUCUUUCAGAUGAAGGAUCCCAGGUCUAGUCUUUAUUUCCUUUUCUGCAGCUUGACUUUAAGUUUUUACCCUCUGGAAACUUAAUUAAGCACACAAGCCAACCUAGGAACAUUUGGAUUCUUGGCAAUUUGCAUUUCGGACAACUUGGUUUCCAAUACUGUGCUUAUUUCAAGAAUAAACAUAGUAAAAGGUGGGCUCCUUUUGUAUUGCAAAUAUUUGGAACUGGAAACAAACAGGAAACAAAAGUAACCUGUUGUUUAUGGCACAAGCUUGUUUUCUGCUGCUCCAGAGGGUACGACCUGAACCAAUGGAUUCAGAUGACAAGAAAGGAGAUUCUGACUAAACCAAGGGGUUGGAUUAGAUGACCCUGGGAAUCCCUUCCAGCACUACAUUUCUGUGAUUUCAUUUAUUCUUUGGUGAUCUUAAAUAUGGAGAUUCCAAAUCUGGCUGGGAGAUUUUAACUCAAUUUACAAUAGCACGCUGAUUGAAUAUCGCCCCUCUGGCAACUCCACUGUGUUGUCUCCACUGUGUAUCCAGGACACAAGAGGAGCAGAUGGGUUGCAUCCCACACUACCCUUGCAAGUGUGCAAACCCUAAUACCCAUGUUGUGUUUACGUAACAAACACACACGGAGAGAGAAAGAGAGCAGCUCCCUCCAGCAGGGGGCAGCAUAGACCUGGGUCAGACUGGAACAUUUCAUUUGCACUUGGGAAACGUGUUUUCUUCACAUCUUUAAGCUGUGCAUACAAUUGCACACUUGCAGCUGCCCACACAAUUACACAACAUCCAUAGGCUUGCACACACACACACACACACACACACAGAGACAAGCAGGAGCCCUUUGCACCGGAGUUCUCGGGUUUCAUGGGAUCAACUUACACGCUUCAUCUUGUACACAUGCAAAGUGCAGGCAGGGUUCAGCUGUCUCAAGAUUCCAAAUGUCAAGAGGAAUCAAAAGACAAAUGCGAUCCCAGAAGGAUAAGGGAGGGGAGAGCGAAGGAUGAGCCAGGAUUCCUAACCGUGGAAAUGAGUGAGAGCUAUGCCUGCGCAAGAUGGAGGCUGAAGGUCCCGCUCCCCCAGUUCUAAGCAUGUGCCUCUCUUUUUUUGGCAGGUGCUGGCCUGGUUUGAGGAAGGCGAGGAGACUGUCACAGCUUUCGUGGAACCAUUUGUCAUCUUGCUGAUCCUGAUCGCCAACGCCAUUGUUGGAGUAUGGCAGGUAAACAAACCAACAACCAUGCAAAAUCAGCAUUUGUAUAUUGCCUCAAAGGGCUUUGCACACAUAAUUACCAAUGGCUCAGUCAGUAUUGUUUUCACUGUAUUGAAAGGGUGGGCUGGGGCCACAGCUCCCAGCUUCCCUGGCCUUUCACCAUGCCGACUAGGGCUGAUGGGAGACCCAACAACAUCUAUGGAGAGCCAAGGCUUCCCCUGCUGUACUGCAAAGCCUAAAGAGAGAAUGGAAAAGCUACAAGCUGGAAGUGGGGCAAAGGACCCACAAGGACUUAGGAAGCAGGAUAAAGCAACACAAUUUUUAAAAAUUAUUAUUACCCACCAAAGCAGCCCAAACUGCUGUGUUUCUGCUUCUUUUAUUGCUUUUUUGUAGCCCAGUCAUUUGGUGUGUAGGUGUCAAAGCAUUGCCUCCAGAGAGGAUCUUAACUAUGGCUGUUGUGUCUCUUCUAGGAGAGGAAUGCUGAGAACGCCAUUGAGGCUCUAAAGGAGUAUGAGCCGGAGAUGGGCAAGGUGUAUCGGUCUGACAGGAAGUCUGUGCAGAGAAUAAAGGCCAGGGAGAUGGUUCCUGGUGACAUCGCAGAGGUGGCAGGUAAGUCCCGGACCGAGGCAAGGAAUGAAAGUGAUUGCUUCAGGGUGAAGCAGACUAGACAUGGAGUAAAGAGAUUUUGGGACAGCAUGCGUAUCUUUCACAGCCUUUAAGGUCACACCCAUACCAUAUAUUUGAAGCACAUUUCCAAAGAAUUCUGGGAAAUGUAAUUAACCGCCACCACAGAGCUAUAAUCCCCAGUGCUCUUAACAAACUGUAGUUCCCAGGAUUCUUUGUCGGGAAGACAUAUGCUUUAAAUGUGUGCUGCGAGUGUCACUUAAAUCUCUCAGUCACAGUGGUCCGUACAGCACAAGUUCUCCAACUUAAAAGACAAACUUCGUUGGGGUGGGUUUAAAAAUGGCCGCAUUCAAAAAAAGAGAGGUCAAAGCAGCCUUAGCUGUUCCUAUAAAGGACAUCUAGGAGAGCACACCUUGCUUCUCUAUGCUUCAUACCCUCUUUAUGGACUGGAGUAUUUUCCCCACAAGUAGGCUCAUGGGUAAUGAAGUCAGAGGGGGACAUCCCAGCUUCCUAGAGUGGACGUAGUCUUCUCUAUGGUGGCCAAAGGCACCUUGGGAAGGAGAUGACAUGAGCUCUUCUCUGUAAGCAUCCACAUGAGCAAACAGUUCUGGAUUAGGGACAGGCAAUCCCUUGUAAAGAGAAGUCUCAGUGCUCCCACAUCUCCACUGCUAGACUUAAAAGUUACAAAUGGUUUAUUAAACUGAAGCGGCGGUUGGUGUGAAUGUUGUACGUUCAUGUUGUACAGUUUGGACUCUCUGUAUCAGCCGCAACAGUGAUGGACUUAGAGAGUGACAAUUAGAUUAAACAUUUGGGCUGUGAUGUUUAGCCUUGGACAGAGGGUAACUUUCUUCUAAUAGGUGCAGGAUCAUUUUAGGUAGCUUGGCAAGAAAUGACUUCCUGCAGCUGAAAUAAGUGAAGGUGAAGAGGCUUCAGCCCCAGGAGAGAAAAUUAAAGAGAGAUAUCAGGAUUGGGCAUGUGCCUAGGGAAGGUAUCAAGGGUCAGACACCCUCUCCCUAGUUUUGAGUUUAUAAAAUCAAUUGGGUAAAUGUCAACAAGGCUUGGAUUAGGGCAAAUCAUAGACACAGGUUCUGAGUUCCAAGAUGUGAAGUUUCUUUUUUCAGUGUCCAUAUUUGGAUUCUUAUAGUUAGAAAAUUCUCUGAUAAUGCCCUCCUGUGCCAUUUUGAGUUCCUCCUGUCAUAGUCUGUUGCAGUGAACAUCAGGCGGUCUUUCAUAAUGACCACUUGCAAGCACUGAUUUCUCCUUCUGUUCCCUUCCUAUCUCCAUAUUUUGGGUGGGGGCUACUUCUAUCAACCUCCCACUUCAUUGGUCUCUUGUGCCAGGUAGAAAAUCCCCAACCCAGUGUCUCCUCACCCCAGUUGUGUGGUGCUGGUUUGGAGUGGCCAUUACCCAGAAUCCAAAGGGGAGUGUUGCCCGUUCCCUGUGGGGUCGGAUAAUGCCCUCCUCCAACCCCGAGCCCUCAGGGAGCACUGGAGAUGCUGCUUCAGCAGAGUCUUUGUGGCUCACCCUCACCCCUCACCCCACCUGCCGCUCGCCCCAUCAUGCCUAUCCCUCCAUCAUGUAGCUUGUUUACUCCUUGGGCUUGGCCUGUCUUGACCCUGGAGUGGAGGCAGAGGGGAUGUUUUGGGAACAGACAGUCCCCACGGUGGGUGCAGCCUGGAGGUGGAGCAGUGAAAACAGAGACCUGAGGAAUCCCCUUCAGCUGCACUUACUGGGCAACAGCUGUCCCCAAAGCUGGGCCAGCCGCCAAGCUGUCCCCUCCCUUUGGUCCGCAUUAAUUUAAUUCAAAGAUCAUUUACUCACACAGGGCCAGUUGCACAACUGUCUCCAAAAUAUAAAGGGCACCCACACACAAACACAUACACUUGCUGUAAUCCUUCACUGGGUGGUUGGGACAGGCUCCCCCAGAAUUUGCCCCCCCCUUGCCUUGCGUUGUAUGUGUGAUAUGCUUCUUGAAGCCCCGUCCCCCCAGGUUUGUGCUGCCUCUUUCUCUCUCUACCCACAGUAGGGGAGGGUGGCCAUUAGUCUUUCUUUACAGAGGAUGAUCUUCUGUUUGAAGAAGUCUUCUGUUUAGAGAACCUUGGAAGUUGCCCAUCCACAGUUAGUACACCUGGAUAGCAGGCUGAGCCGGAACACAGGUCAUUUGGUCAUAGACUCCCCUGCUAUGGAGAUGUGUUGUAUAUCUGUUUAAAUUAUAGCAGUGUGAAGUGUUUCGUCUAGACACAAAUUAGCAUAUGCAAAUAUUGUGCAGCGGUGGCCACUUUUGUCCUUUCUUGUGUGUUUGUGUGUGAUGCUUUUUUUGGCAGUAUGCAAAUGGCCACCCUAAAUAUGAGGCCUCAUUCUUCCUUACUGGGCAUUUUUGUGUCUUUUUAAAGGGACGGCUUUGUAAAUUUGGGUCCUCUUUGAGGCAAUGCGAAGGAGGAUAAAGCCCCUCUUAUAUAUAGAUAAAAUUAUAAGGGUUACAUAGAUAUAAAAUAAAACAACAAAUAUUAUUUAUAUAAACACACACCUAACAAAGCAUUUUCCAUUGAAACCAGAAGUCAUUCAAAAUAAAUUAUGAAAAGUUCUGACAAAUGCUUCCUUCUGUUUGGGAAAUAGGGGCAGAAGUCUGUCUCUAAUACUUCUUAAUUUGUCGCCGCCUGUCCUCAAUUUAUUACUUAUUUUAUUAGAUUUAUUUAUUAAAUGCUUUCCUUCUUACAAUUUAUCACCAAUGAUAAAUUGAGAAAUACAGCAUUAAUAUGACCACCUUCCCUCUUGUUUAUCUAUAACAUAGGAUUUCCCAGGUAAACUACUUCUGAACAUGGAGGCUCUCUUCUUAGCUAUGACCAUUUUAUCCUCCAUGGUUUCCCCCCCCCCCUUUUAAAAGCCACGUGAUUUGGGCCACGGCCAGAUGCAAAGGAAGAGGACGAGGCUCUUGCGUCUUCUUAAGAGUUCCAUAGAAGUGGGAAUUCCAGCAAGUGCAACUCCUCUCAUCCCCUUCACGAUACGUUCCCACCUGGCAAAAGUCCCAUUCAAGCCCUGCCUUCUUUUGCACCUGGCCACGUCACAAUAUUUCAGCGGGAAGGAAUUCCACAGAGUUAAUAUUAUACUUUGCAAAAGAGAAGCCAGGGGCUACCUUGUGCUCCAGAGGGAUUUAAGGAAGAGAUAAUUCCGAGAAGGGAUCUGCACUGCUUUGUGCCAGCUUUCGCAAGCUCGCCUGAUUUAUUUAUAUGUAUAUUUUAAACACUGCUGGCUGAGCAGUUUUAGCAUCACCUUUGGGGAUGCAGAAAUCCGUGGUCUCCUGCCACCACCUCUCUCUCCCAGCCUGGCCUGGCCUGAAGUCCUCCUCCUCCUCCCUGUCAGGGCACCCGUGACCUCUCCAUCUCCUUGAAGGAGAGAAGGCAACGGGGCAGUGGAUGGUGCCCAGCAACCGGCUUCACCUUGUAUGGACAGUGGCAGGCAGCUGGUGAUGCCUGGGGAAUGUGAUGAGGCAGGCAAGGAGGGAGCGAGAGAGACACUUAAUGCGCUUGUGGAAAAGCGAGCUGGGGUGCAUGGGGACAUCUAGGGUUACCGUGCCUUGUCAGGUGGAGGAAGGGGGCAGGCGGAGGGGAAAGCCUCUGCGGGUGCUGCCUCUGGGGUAUUGCUAGGGCAAAAAGCUUGCCCCCAUCUGCUCCAGCCUGCACUCCUUGGUCUUGAGGGCACCUACAAUAUAUCCUCAUCGCCACCAUCGAACAAUUCCCCAAGGGUGGCUGUGGGUCUUGCUUUUCAGAGGUCACUCCUCCAUUUGAAAGCCUGUUAAGUCUGAUUUCAGUAUAAAGAACCAUCAGAACAGGAGAGGCCUGGGCAAUCUAGAAAGCAAGCAAGCUGAGCAUGCAGGCACCCUGGUCAUUGGGAGACAGUCUUUGUAUGCAUUUCUAUUUAAAUGAUAUUAAUGCAUCUAUACCUAUAAAGUAGCACACACACAUUUUAACUCAAUCUGUGUUCUCUUCUGCUCUUUUGCCCUAUUUUUGGCAGGCAGUGGCCACCCUCAAGUCUCCCCAAACCAGGCAUUUAUGAGGGUACUCGUUUCCUACAAUAUUCCCCUGUUUAGGCUGCAAUAAACCCAUUUUACUAGGGCAUUCUCCCGAGCAAACAUGGUUUGGAUUGCUCUGUUAGGCUCCUUGGCUGUGUAUGCAUCAUACAUUUAAAGUGCAUUCGCCCCCCCCCCUCCAAAAAUAAUCCUGGGAAAUGUAGUUUGUUAAGGGUGCUCUGCUAGGGGUAAACUAUAGUCCCCAAGAUUCUUUGCAAGGAGGGUGUGCUUUAAGUGUGCUUUGAAUGUGCAGUAUGUAUGCAGCCCUUAUGCAGUAUAACCGAGUGCCAGGUAACUUGACAGAAGAUCAUAUAAACCACUUUAGAAUGGCAUAUGGUUAUAUGUUACCUCAUAAAUAACUUGGUCAUGGGAGAACUUGGAGGGGGCCGGGGAGAAGGGGAGGGAGAGAGAUGUUUGGGAUAGGGACGCAGCCUUGUCCAUGUGGUAGAGGUGGCAAGUGAUUUGUUUUAAUCUGAGGCACGGAGAAGAGGCAAAUGCUCAGUGGGUGUGAUGAACAGAGGGAGAACUCUUCAUUGUGGCUUCAUCUAGAUUGCAGGAUCAGAAUACAGCACAGCCAAAUAACAAUGUAUUUCAGUGUACUGGUUUUGAGUAGAAAUAUUAUUAUUUCUUCUUCUUCCCCCCUUUUUCUUUCCUUUCCCCUCCUUUCUCUAUGUCUAUACUAGGCACAGUAUUUCUUCUUCUUCCUCCUCUUCCUCCUCUUCCUCCUCCUCCUCCUCUUCUUCUUCUUCUUCUUCUUCUUCUUCUUCAUGGAUGCCUUAAAUGGGCUCUGAUUCUAACCAGUUCACUGGAAUCGACUGCAUUUGCUUUUGCCACUUGCGUUGUUGUUCAAAGAGAACUUCAAAAGUCAGGGUUGGCCAGAGCAGUCUUUUCUGACCUAGUACCUUCCAGAUGUCUUGAACCCAAACUCCUUUCAACCCCAGCCAGCCGUGGUGCCUGGCACUGAUGGGAGUUAUAGCCCAAAAUGUCUAGAAGACAUCAGUUUGGCGAAGGCUGAGUGUGAGUGCUAGGCAAGGACUCCGCCAUGGAGCUCCCUGGGUGUCCCUGCACUGGUCAACAUCUCUCUGUCCAAGCAACUUCACAGGGUUGCUAUGGGGGUAAAAUGAUUGAGGGGAGAACCAAUUAUGCUUCUCUGCGCUUCUUGGGGGAAUGGCAGGGUAAAUAUGUAAUGAUAAACUGCAUGUAAUACUAAGUUAGUUAAUGCAGGGAAAGCCUGGGUGGUUCCCCAGCCAGCAUAACCAAUGGUCAGGGAUGAUGGGAAUUGUAGUCCAACAAUAACUGGAGGGCCCCAUGUUGGCUACCCUCUGAGUUAAUGGGUGGAACAAUCCGAAAUCCAUAUUAAGAAAUGCCGGGGGGGGGGGGAUGGGGAAUAAAAUAAAAUGUCAUACAAAAAUGAACCCUAUUGCCUUAACCUAAAUAAAUGCAAACUGCACCAGAUUUUGUUUAUGUAAACUGUGGACUUUGAAAUGUGGAAGUUUACACUUGAAUUUGCACAAACAUUGUAGCACUUCAAAAGUUGCCAUCUUCUCUGGUUUUUGUGUGAACUAGGCCUGACUUUAACUGCAGACGGACUAUGGUUUUUAAGAGAGCCGGAACUAGCAGAAGAUUCACUUUCCAAGGGUUUACACAAGGGGAAAUAUUGGGUUGUUUUUGUUUAUAUUAUUUAUAUUAUAUGUUUUCUGUUUUUUAUAUUGUGAUUUUAUGCUGUGAACUGCCCUGAGAUCUACGUAUAAAUGGUGUUAUACAAAAUAAAUAAAUAAAUAAAUAAUGAUAAUGAUAAUACACAGAUAUUUGCCUAUCUGUGUUAAAUCUUUUGAAAACAGGUGUUACAGGUUUUUGAAACAAUACUGGGAGUAGUACAGUGAACGGGAAUCGAUUUAUUUUGGUCCUUGACCAGAGUGCAAACAUAUACAACAACAGAGAGCAUACAGAUAUAGAUUAAAAUUAAGCUCGAUGAGCUGAUACACGAUAAAUAAUUCAGAUAUAAAACAGCUAAAAUAUAUAAAUUAAAACCUUAACCGCUAAUUUAAAAUCACAUAUUAAGAUAUUGGCUGUUAGAUUCAUUCAGAGCUUGUCGCAGGAGUACAGUACCUCCUGAGCAGUGAUCCUUCAUUGAAACCAUUUGCUUUUUUUGGGGGGGGGGACCCUCUCUGUCUAAUCCAAGUCAGUAUUGGUCUGUUUUCUUUUUGCCCAUUUUGGCGACCCUGACUGGCCGUGCCUUCAGUGUCUACUAUCCUCUACUGCCCUCCAGUGGCUAGCCACCCCCCUGGUUUUCUGACAUACCCUCAUUUUCCUCUCUGCACUCUCUUCACAGGGCUCUUGAGGCCCACCUCUUCUUACCCUUCUCUGGCCCUUCUUACUGCAGGCAUAUUUGUCCAGGGAUUCGUGCAGAGACAGAAUGAGCAGCCUCCUCUGUGGGAUGCAUCAUUUGGCCUCCCAUUGAUCACUUUAUUUCUUGUGGCACUCUAGCGGUUUCCUCAUGCCACAAUAUAGUAGUCUGUUCUGCCCUCACAGUCUAGGAAUUAUUUUUUAUGUUAAAUUUUUACCCUUGCUUUUUCCCUUCAGUGAAGAUGUUCAGAGCAGCUAACAGUUAAAAAGAAAUAAAUGAACAAUUACCUGUCGGUGACUAGAACUCAUAAAUAUUUUCUUUCUUUCUUUCUUUCUUUCUUUCUUUCUUUCUUUCUUUCUCUUUCCCUCUCCAGUCGGUGACAAAGUCCCGGCUGAUAUUCGCAUCAUUUCCAUCAAAUCCACCACUCUGCGUGUGGACCAGUCCAUUCUGACAGGUAUGGUAGAUGCUGCUGUCAAUGUUCAUAAUCGUAUUAUUAUUACUGAUAUUACCGUUUCUUUAGCUUUCUCCCUCCCUGCUUUCCUUUUCCUCAUGGGCCUGUUUAUUUUAAUUGUUUACCUUCUGGGCAGAAUUUUCUCAUGGCUAAUUUUACGUCUCACUUGUGUGAAAAGCAACUAAUAUAAUAUAAAUAUAAUAUAAUAACAUAUUGUAAAAUGCCUUGUUAGGCACUUAAGAAGUAGCGAGAAUGUAGUUUAAAAUCUCAACAAGCAAGAGAAGACCUGGGAAAAUAGACAUGUCUUGAGGCUCCUCUCAGUGAGUGGGUCGGUGGGACUACAGAGAAAUAUUUGCAGGGGGUAGUGAGCUCCAUGGAAAGAAAGCAGUGGGUAAGAUAAAAUUCAGUGGAAAAGGAGUUGAGGAAGGGUUAAGCUCCCCUUCCUGUCUGGCGUUUACCCACUGAAAAGUGCAUGUGUGUGUCUUCCCCAUGGGACAUGUGUUUAUGCACUACGUCUUGCCUGUACCCACUUAGUCCACCAUGGUCCCUCCUUGACAAUUUAACUGUUUCUUGACCCCAACCAGGCGAGUCUGUUUCCGUGAUCAAACACACUGACCCCGUCCCAGAUCCCCGUGCUGUGAACCAGGACAAGAAGAACAUGCUGUUCUCUGUGAGUGUGACUGACAGGGCUGACGACCUAACCUUGCCCACACACAGGUCCAAUGUCAAUGUUUUGGGGGGACUCAUGGGCACCACUGAAAUGCAUCUCCCCAAUAAUGUGUCGUGGGGAGUGGGGUGUGGGUGUGAUGUGACAUCACUGUAUUUGCAUUUCCCCGCCCUCUCAAGCAGCAGCCAAUGAAACAGAGCUGGUAAGGCUAAUGCAGUGAGAUUACAUCACACCCUUUUCAUCUAUAGGUCGCUGGAGAAAAUCAGAGAGAAGGCAAGAGUAGAUGCCUGUGGCUUUCAUGUGUCUCCCUAGUAAUGGCAGGGUCAUAAUAUCAUAUCCCCCACUGCCUCAAGCAGCAGCCAGUAAGCAAAAGUGGAAAUGUUAAUAUGAUUGCAUGCCAUGCUCACCCCACCCCCAGUUCCACAUUACAGAGGAGACAAGGCACAACCAAAGUGACCUGCAAUCUUGCAAGCAGAGUAAUUAUGCAUAUUAAGUACCUUUGCACAUACUUGCCUAUUUUAAAUAAAUUUAUUUUGCUUCUGUUACUCACUGGGAGCAGAAAAAAGGAGUUACACAGUGCACGGGAGAUACUUCUGUCUUGGGAGUUACUGUUACGUGACAGGCAGGGAGGUGGCUCUCAAGAUGUCUAACAGAAAUCCCUGCAUUUCACCAAAGUGCAGUUCUUGGGGAAAAGCCAUGACACCAAAUGUGGGAUUGAAAUGGAAUAGGUUUCCAGAAUAGACAUGCACUUCACAGUCUUAAAGGACUAGACAUCUUAUUUAGCCUAGGCCAUGGGUAGGCAAACUAAGGCCCGGGGGCCGGAUCGGGCCCAAUCGCCUUCUAAAUCUGGCCCGCAAAUGGUCCAGGAAUCAGCGUGUUUUUACAUGAGUAGAAUGUGUGCUUUUAUUUAAAAUGCAUCUCUGGGUUAUUUGUGGGGCAUAGGAAUUUGUUCGUUCCCCCCCAAAAAAAAUUUAGUCUGGCCCUCCACAAGGUCUGAGGGACAGUGGACUGGCCCCCUGCUGAAAAAGUUUGCUGACCCCUGGCCUAGGUUCUCAGGACGUGGAUUCUGCACAGGCAGAAUUGCAAAACUGCACAGGUCCCACAGCCUCCUUUAGCACCAUUUCCACUAUAUCUUUUCUUCCAGCAUGUUUGUAGAGUGUCCCUCUCCUUCUUUCCCACUGAUCUUUGCUCCCUCCCCACCCCCCACCCUCGCUUCAUCCUCCACCUCCCUGCAGGGUACCAACAUCGGUGCAGGCAAGGCUGUUGGCAUCGUCAUCGCCACAGGUGUGAGCACCGAGAUUGGCAAGAUCCGUGAUGAGAUGGCGGCCACCGAACAAGAGAAGACUCCCCUGCAGCAGAAGCUGGACGAGUUUGGCGAGCAGCUGUCCAAGGUCAUCUCCCUCAUCUGCGUGGCUGUCUGGCUCAUCAACAUUGGGCACUUCAACGACCCCGUCCAUGGCGGCUCCUGGAUCCGCGGCGCCAUCUACUACUUCAAAAUCGCUGUGGCCCUCGCUGUGGCUGCCAUCCCAGAAGGUCAGCUGAGGCCAUUCCAGUUUCCCACAUCCACCUGUUGUGGGGCUGAAGAGGGCCAGUCGGUUCCUUCCUUUAAAAAUAGCUCUUGCCGUCAUCAUAUUUUGGGGUUUUUAUUUUUCUAUCUGCAGUUGCUGUUUGUUGGGUGCAUUUUGCUUUGCUAACUGUCUUGUACGCUGAACUGUGGACAUGUUAUCCAGAAGUUUUACAAAAAGGAGCCAAAGUUAGAGAUAAAAGCAAAGGUGCAAUAUUACAAGCAUCGUUUUUUAAUUAACCACCUGCACGCUGAACAAUAUGGUGUAAAAAAGCCAUUCUAAAAAAGUUAUUUGAAGGCACUGCUGAUGUACUAGCAGGAUGGACAACAAAAAAUGGCUACAGCCACCCAUCAUUCCUUCCUUGCAUGGGCUAAACAGUUUUCAGCUUACCUGCGCCAAAGGAUUGUGUGGCAUUUCUUCAACAAAACGGAAGUUGAAUGAACUUCUGCAUUAUAUCUUGAUGUAAUUUGCAGUCAGACAUUUAACAUGCAUUUCCUCAUUUGCAAAAGGAUAUAGGAGCUGCCUUGUGCUGCUAGUUUAUAAAUGGCUAGUCCGUGGCUAGGAGCUGGAGAAAAAUUCAAUUCAGUUUGUGUUUAAUGGUGAACCUACCUAGUUCGCACUUCCCAAAGCAAACACAAACACAUUCUUCCAAAUUCCCACUUCUCUGCAAUUUGCAGUGCAGUUCUCCAGUCAAGCAGUAUAUCACAAAAUGAAUAUACUAGGGUGAAGUGUGCAUUACCAUGCAUGCAUUAUUAAAAAUAACAGGAAAAUGCAUUAUAUAUCGGCAGCCACAGUGGAAGUGGAGGGACAGGAUGAUCGGGCCCUAUCCAGAUUCAGUGUUAUCGCCUGGCAGAUUUGAGACUCACCCAGAUUUAGUGGGUCCAGAGUCAUCUCAGUCCCACCCCUGCUCCACCUUGAGAAUGACCCAUUUCAGGGCAUACAUAUGCUUCAGCAGCUGACAGGAGACCAGCUGAACCGGCAGAGCUGGGUAAAGGGCUUCCACCACAAAUUCUCUCCCCAUACCAUCUGAUGUAUAGGGGGUUUGGAUUGCUCUGCCCAUGCUUUAAUGCUGAUUUGUACUGUUGUACGCUGCUUUUUUUAAAAAAAAAGGUGGUUUACCCAAAAUAUUAUUAAAUGAAUAAAUCUGCACAAGAGGUAGUGUGGUGGGCAGUAGGAGCUGAAGGGGGUGGAGGCAGCCGAGAGUAUCUGAAACCAAAGCCAGCAAAUGGGUGGCAGCUGCUUGAAUGCUUCGCCCAUUCCUACGGCUAACCUUUCCCUUUCGCCUCCUCUUCCUCCUCCUCCUCAGGCCUUCCUGCCGUCAUCACCACCUGCUUAGCCCUGGGCACUCGCCGUAUGGCCAAGAAGAAUGCCAUCGUCAGAAGCCUGCCCUCCGUGGAGACCUUGGGCUGCACAUCGGUCAUCUGCUCCGAUAAGACUGGCACCCUCACCACCAACCAAAUGUCUGUUUGCAAGGUAAGUGGGAAGCUUGAGGCCUGCACUUUUGUCACGAAGUGCCUCCUGCCCACGUCAGUCGCCUUGACCCUGCCUCUUCUUUCUCCUUCUCUUUGCAGAUGUUUGUCAUUGACAAAGUAGAUGGAGAUAUGUGCUCUCUGAACGAAUUCUCUAUUACUGGUUCCACCUAUGCCCCUGAAGGAGAAGUGUGAGUGACUCCUAAAGAAACCCCAACCCUAAACAGUUUUCUUAAUCCAUCACCCUGAAAGGGGGGGGGGGGAUGAGACACCGUUAAAACCCUAGUGCAGGGGUCAGCAAACUUUUCCAGCAGGGGGCCAGUCCACUGUUCCUCAGACCUUGUUGGGGGCCGGACUAUAUUUUGAAGAAGAAAAAUGAACGAAUUCCUAUGCCCCACAAAUAACCCAGAGAUGCAUUUUAAAUAAAAGGACACAUUCUACUCAUGUAAAAAAUACGCUGAUUCCCGGACCGUCUGCGGGGCGGAUUUAGAAGGCGAUUGGGCCUGAUCCGGCCCUCGGGCCUUAGUUUGCCUAUCCAUGCCCUAGUGCGUCACUUUGGAUAAUUGGGUAACUCUCCCGAGAGCUUGACUCCCAAUCCUUUCUCUUGCUUCUCCCAUAUGUGGCACAGUCUAAAGAUGCCUCCAUCCCAUUUCUGCUUCAUUUCUGAAGCUAAGGCAGAUCCGUGGGGCAGCCCAAGAAGCCACCUUGGAAGCUGAUAGUCAGUGCUCUGAGCUGUUUGAAGGAAUGGCAAACUACAAACCAAGCAGACACAUAUGAUCUAAUCUUAAAACUGUCUGAAUCUUAUUUCUAACUCUUAACCUCACACCGAAAGAAAUACAGUACCUCAAUUUUUGCUCAUUGGCCUCCUAGCAUUAUGAUCACCCUAUAACCCAGGGCUGGGGAAGCUGUGACACCAGUAACCCUCAGUUCAUCUCUCUGCUGUUUGUUUUUGUGCUGUCGCUUACGUUUUUCUGUCCUUCAAUUCCUUUCUCUCUUGCACAUGCAGUAUGAAGAAUGAUAAGCAAGUCAAGGCUGGGCAGUAUGAUGGGCUCGUUGAACUGGCUACUAUCUGUGCCCUUUGCAAUGACUCCUCUCUGGAUUUCAAUGAGGUGAAUGCUUCUCUCUUGGUUCACAUCCAGCCUUCCAACAAUUGCCUUCAGUUUUGGAUGCUUCAUUGUUUAUUAAUAGUGAUGGCUUCCCCCAAAGAAUUAUGGGAAUUGUAGUUUGGUGAGGGCAAUAAGAAGUUUCUGAUAGAUAUUGAUUAAUAAAAUUUAAUAGGCACUCUUCGACUGAAAGCUUCGAGAGCAACUUACACAAUGUAAAACAGUAAUAAAAUAAUGAUUAUUUUUUUAAAAAAAUAAAAAACUACUAUUAAUCAUCAUUACAAUAAUAAAACCAGCAGCAACAGAACAAGCGUAAAAACAAAAUUGCCAACUAAAUUCAGGUUUAUUACAGCAAACAGACUGCAUAGGUUUAAAAGAUGAUUAAUUAAAGUGGGUAAGUAAAGUGAUUUUCAUUUGACAUUGAAAAGAUGCCAAAUUCAACACCAAGCAUUCCUCUGACAGAAGCAAAGGACUCUUAAACCAGUUUAAGUGUAAGAGUGCUCACAGUGAUGAGGCUGCUACUUUUUUGUACUUGGGGAAAUGUGGGCUACUUUUUAGGGUGGUGGGCACAAAUUUUACUGCCCUCUCCCUUCCCCACCCACACCUCGCCACCCACAUACUGUUUUUUUAAAAAUUAAUCCAUGUAUUUAUAUACUACCACCUGGAGGGAAAAAAUCAUGGUGGUAUACAACUACGUUUUUAGUAUGUUUUUAUCAUUGAUGUUCUGCAAUGUGUUUUAAUAUUGUAAACCGCCCUGGGAUAUUUUCAUUCAGAUUCGUAUUUUGUCAGAAUCCCUGCAGCUCUUGGCUGUGCCCAAGUGUCUAACUCUCAUCUUCUUCUGCCCAUUUUCUCCCUCCCACCCAAGUCCAAAGGUGUAUAUGAGAAGGUGGGUGAAGCCACCGAAACUGCCCUUACCUGCUUGGUUGAGAAGAUGAACGUCUUCAACACAGAUGUGCGCAGCCUCUCCAAAGUGGAGCGUGCCAACGCUUGUAACGCUGUAAGUAUUGUCUGCUGAGGACCCCUUCUCUUCAGGGCCCUGCGUUGCUUCUCUUUUGGUUUCUCUCUCACUCUUCCAGUCUUAAAUUCCAUUCCUCCACAGUUUGUGGUUUUUCUUAAAGUCCUCAUGAAAAUUCCUCAGCAUUUUAGUUUGAAUUUCUCCUAAUAUACACAUCUUUGGAAGCAUUUUUGCCCAAUAUACACAUUUUUAAGAUGCAAUUUUCAUUUUUGUUUCACAUAUAUAUUUGUUUCAAUGCACACUUUACCCUAGUAUGAUUCAUACACAUUACAUGGCUGAAGAACAGCAAUGAAGAAGUGUAAAUUUCAAAGGAUGGCUGUGUUUCAGAUUGUGUAUUGUGCAAAUUAAAGUGCAAAUUAGGUAGGUUCACCUUUAAAUGUAAAUAUCUAUCUAUCUAUCUAUCUAUCUAUCUAUCUAUCUAUCUAUCAACACAAGAUUCUCUCCAAUACCUUAGUAAGAAGUGCAUUUACUCCCAGCUCCUGUUGAUCAGGCUAAUGAACGCACAAGCACUGGCAUUAAAGAAAAUGAACUGAUAUUGAUUUUUAUAUAUUAGUAACUUUAUGUUAAUGAAACGUUUUUAUAUGUAAUUGAGUAUUUUUGCAGUAUUUUGUUUAAGUUGUCUGUUGUUGCUUCAGUUUUCUGUACACGUUUGAUGAGGUGAAUAAGGUGCCACGAGGCUCUUGGUUAUUUUUGCUGAAACGGACAAACACAGCUACCCCACUGAAAGUUGAUAGCUAAUAAAAGUUUUAAGUAACAUUUCUGAGCGCUCCAAAACUUUCACAUACAUUAUAUUCAUGUAAUCCUUAGAACGAUCCUGCAAGGUAGCUUAGUCCUAUUCCUCACCAUUGUAGUCUUAGCUGCAGCUGAGAGAAAUAAGCUUGCCUAAGGCCACCAAGAGCUCAUCCUUCUCAUACCUCAGCAUUGCAAAUUAUCUUCUCCUACCUUCCUUAUAAAGCCCCGCUCCCUAGGAUAUAAGUGGUGAUGUCUAUAGACUUCUGUAUGUCUCUGCUGUGGUUCCAUUGGUUGAAUGUAAGAGUUCUGCCCACCUACUCAGCUUCCUGUUCUCACAGUGACUAGCCAAAUGUGUACAGGAAGCCCCCAAAUAGGUCUUAAUCAUAACAGCACUCCCUCCACUUGCCGUUAAUUCCCAGCUACAGUGGUACCUCUGGUUACGUACUUAAUUCGUUCCGGAGGUCGGUUCUUAACCUGAAACUGUUCUUAACCUGAAGCACCACUUUAGCUAAUGGGGCCUCCUGCUGCCGCUGCGCUGCUCCUGCACGAUUUCUGUUCUCAUCCUGAAGCAAAGUUCUGAACCUGAGGUACUAUUUCUGGGUUAGCGGAGUCUGUAACCUGAAGUGUCUGUAACCUGAAGCGUAUGUAACCCGAGGUACCACUGUACUGAUAUUCAGAGUUACACUGCAUCAGACAGUGGAACGGAACUCUGCCAUUGUAGUUUGUAGUUGAUGAUUGCCUUCUCCUCCAUGAAUUUGUCUAUUCCUCUUUUGGAGCUACUCUUGUGAGAGCAAAUUCCAUAGCUUCACUUUGUGGUGUGUGUCCUGGCAAUGUCGAGCAGGUUUUAACCUAUUCCCUCCCGCUUCCCUUUUCCUCCAUUUCCCCAGGUGAUCAAACAACUCAUGAAGAAAGAAUUCACCCUGGAGUUUUCCCGCGACAGAAAGUCCAUGUCUGUUUACUGCUCCCCAGCAAAAGCUUCCCGGGCGGCUGUUGGAAACAAGAUGUUUGUCAAGGUCAGCAGCGCCCCGUAUGACUGUGUCCCAUCUCCCUAGCAACCCCAUCUUUGGCCCUGGCUCAGAUGUUUGUCUACUACGUUUUAAUCCUGCCUUUUCUUUGAGGAGCUCAGGGUGGCAAGGUUCACCCCAACCCCACCUCCCAUUUAUUCCUCACAGCAACUCUGUGAAGUUGCUUUGCCAGAGUUGUAACAAUUGCCCCAUGAUUGUUUAGCAAGCUUCAUGGCUGCGUUGGGAUUUGUACCUGAAUUUCUUCCUAUUCCGAAUCUAAAAAUUUAGCCACUGGGCUGAACUACAUUGCACUUCAGGUUCCUCCAUACACAAAAAUAAUGCAUAAAUAAAAUCCUCCAUAUAGAAAACUAGUGUGUCAACUCCCUAACUUCUAGUUUUCUAUGCACAAAGUAGAUUUUUGUAUGGAAGGGCAUUCAGUCAUGUGAGUCAUCUGCUGCAGAAACACAUGAGACUGUGGAAGGAGAUCAUCAUUGCAACCAAGGAUCUCUAAAUUACCCCUUUCACUUAUUUUACCCAUGAAAACAGUUUGUGUGGCGAUUCCCGCCCCCUCCCACAGAUGGAAUAAAUAAAGACACAGGACACCAGAAUUUAGGUUAAUGGGCAAAAAAUGGCCACAACUUUAUUGAUUACAGGUAAGAGCGGUAUUGGCUUUAGGCAUUGGCCCUAUCAGACUAACCGGUAUAACCGGGAAGGGUUAAGCACCAACAGGGGGAGCCCCCGAGAUGCACAUCCCUAGGCGCUCCCCGAGGGGUUACUGCUCGGGAGCGUGCUUUAGCCCCUAGCCUCCAUAGGUUUCGGAUGAGGCAACGCCCCCCGGAGUCCUUUAACGAACUACCCUUCAACAUUUGGGGGAGGUGAUGGCGUUCCUCCCCCCCAACUCAUUUGCAUAAUAAUACCCCUGCCAAUGCCUAACCGCCACACGAGCCAGCCGCAGCUGCUGAAAGAAAAGAAAGGGGCGAGCAUGGGCUGCCCCGACCUUAAAUGCCCCCUACUAGUCCCUCCCCCGCCACCAGCCGAUUGGCUGGCGCAGUGAAUGAUGAAUACUAAUGAAUCCCGGGAUUCCCCUAGUCCCGUGGGGCUACUGCCAGCCCCGCGAGGGUGUGAAUGUGGCGUGAGCCCGCAACCCCCCCCUCCGUAUGUCGGGAGUGGCUUUCCAGGAGACUGGCUUGCAGCUUCCCUGACCCAUGCACUACUUGGAAAUUGCUGAGGGUCUUGGCAGACCCCCCCAUAAUAAUUUGUCUGCGUGUUGUGGCAAUAAUUAUAAUAAAUAUUUUUUUAUUUAUCCCCCGCCCAUCUGGGCGGCUUCCAACACACAUAAUAAUCAUAAUAAAACAUCGAAUAUCAAUAUUAACAAACAUAUCCUAUAUUAAAAGUCAAAAUAACUUUAAAACAAACAACUUAUAUCAAAUAAAGCAAUAUUCAAUAACCCAUUGGAAUCCAAAUUAAACACCAGCAAAUAAUAAUUAAACACUUAUCCAUUACAAUAAAGAAUCUAUAAUCAAUAAAAAUAACAGCAAACCACACUGCAUAAAAUACCACAAAACAUUUUAAAAAAUGUAAAAGGGUCAGAUUGAGAAACAAGGACCCACAACUUAUAAAAUUAUUUUUAAAAACUAUCCCUGGACUCCUCUCUUCCCAGUUGUUCUGCUGUUCUCAAAGUCAUGGUCUGGGAAAGUCUCCCGGGGCUGGAGGGUGGGGCAAGGCAGGUGGAAAAGCUGUUGCCUGCAGAAAAUCUCUCUCCCCUCAGUUCUUCCUCUGCAGCAGAUGCUGUGUUCUGCUAGAUGCAGUAUUAUUUUAAAUUGCAUUUUAUUGCUUUUUUCAAUAUUGUAUUUUAUUGUAGCAUGAUUUGAAUUAUGCAGAAGAAAUAAAAGAGGCAAUAAAAAUCCAAUUAAAAAUCAAUAUGAAUAUUUCACGUGGCAGCUGUGCCGUCUCCUGUCUCCAACCACAAAUCCAUAUAGACAUGGGAUGGACCGCCUGACUGAAACUCAAGGACCAUUGAUGGUCCAUGGACCACAGCCUGGGAACUUCUUUUCCAGAACUUCCAUAUAAAAGCUCUAGUACCUGGUCAGAAAUACCGUUUGCCACCCAGCUCGCUUUCCCCUCAAGUCACAAUAUCUGUUUUUACUUCUUUCUCACGUACAGGGCGCCCCUGAGGGUGUGAUAGACCGUUGCAACUAUGUCCGUGUGGGCACCACCCGCGUUCCCCUCACCCCCGUCGUCAAGGAGCACAUCAUGGGAGUCAUCAAGGAGUGGGGCACAGGAAGGGACACCCUCCGCUGCUUGGCCCUGGCCACCCGUGACACCCCCCCAAAGAGGGAAGACAUGGUCCUUGAGGACUCCACCAAAUUCGCUGACUAUGAGGUAACGCUGAGGGCAAAUCGCCUGGUGAGUGACAGGGAGGAUGGAGUGCAGAGUUAAGGUGAAGAGCUGAAAGGAAUUUAGGGAAAGGAUUCCCUCAAGCCAAUUCUUCUUCUUUCCAAAAAAAAUGUGAACGUAAAACUCCUGUUUCAGGCUGCAUUGUUGUGGUUGUCUGUACAACAUUCCCAAUUAUGGAUUCUGUUGGAUUUUAGGGAAAAUGUGUGCAGUACUGAAUUUGGUACGUUAAUAUUUACAGUGCCUUAAAAUGCCUUGGCAGGACUUAGCCCUCAGUACCACUGUCCUCACAUUUCUAACACAAGUUUUAAGAGAAUAACCGUUUUCUUAAGGUGAAUAAAGAGCACCUCUAGGCUCUCAGGCAGAUAAUUUUUGUAUUUUUUUUAAAAAUUGCCCCACCUUUUCUUCAAUUUGCUCAUGGUGGUGCACAUGACCCCACACAUGACCUCACCCCUUGUUAAGUAGGUCAGGCUGAGGGAGGGCGACCGGCCCAUGGUCACCCAGUAAGCUUUGUAGUUGUGGCUUCUCCCCAAAGUCCAACCCGGCAACCAUUCAGCGACAGUUGAUCUCAACACUGGGAGAGUUGAAACUUUUCUUUUUCAUUUACCGGCUGUUGAAGAGCUGCAGAUUAGUCCUUCUAGCGAUCAGACGGGCUGUGAGCUUUUGUCCACUGCUUUCGGAGCCUAUUCUGAGACAUCUCCCUUCCACAGAUGGACCUGACCUUUGUGGGCUGCGUAGGCAUGUUGGACCCACCCCGCAAGGAGGUGAUGGGCUCCAUCCAGCUGUGCCGUGAAGCCGGCAUCCGCGUCAUCAUGAUCACAGGCGACAACAAAGGCACAGCCAUUGCCAUCUGCCGCCGCAUUGGUAUCUUCAAAGAGGAGGAGAACGUGUCUGGCAGGGCCUACACCGGCCGUGAGUUUGACGACUUGCCCUUAAGCGAGCAGCGGGAAGCCUGCAAGAGAGCCUGCUGUUUCGCACGUGUUGAGCCAACGCACAAGUCCAAGAUUGUGGAGUUCUUGCAGGGUUUUGAUGAAAUCACAGCCAUGGUGAAUAGACGGACGGCAAUGGCAGGGUGGGAGGAUGGUUGGAAGGGCAACAGAGGGCUUGUAGCCAGCAAGACCUAUCUUGAGGGUACAGAGGGAAAUAAUGUAUACCUGUGCAUAUCAUCAUGCGUGAAUAUUGCCCACGGAAGUGUCUGUUUUACAGAAUGCAUGUGAUGGGAAUUCGCUGCCAAGAAACAGACAUAUAGGCAGCCAUUACAUAUGAUGGUAUACAUGGGUGUCCAUUUCCUCCUCUACUGCAGUGUAGACUUUUAUGUGGAUAAAAGUCCUCUGUGACCCUCAGUUUCACCCCACAUGGCCUUUCUGCAUUAGACCAAAGAUCCCAUCCCAUAUACAGUGGCCAGCCAGAUGUUGCACCAGCAGAGCCUGGAUGCAGCCAUCUUCUCCUGACUGUUGCUUCCCAGCUUCCUCAGUGAAUAGGAGGUUCCAUUUAUUAUCCACCAUCCAGCCCCUUAUUAACCUGUUUUCCAUGCACAUGACUGGUUUGAAAACCAUUAUCCAAAGCUGCCAUAUCCCAAGCCAGUCCAUUUCUCCAUCUAGCCCAGUGCUGUAGGCACUGAAAGGCAGAUGCUCACCAGGGUUUCGGACAGGAGUCCUUCACAGCCUUACCUGGAUAUGCCAGGGAUAUAACCCGGAGCAUUUUGUAAACAAGGCUGAGCUACGGCCUUUCUUCACGCAAGCUAGUGGCCAUCACUGCAUCUUGCAAGAAAUGCAUUCCAUGUCCUGAAACUCUUGCCCCUUUCAUUGCUUGACCCCGGGUUCUAGUGGAGAGAGAAAAUCUCUCUCUUCGUUGUCUCUAAACCAUUCACAAUUUUAUAAACUAGUAUGAAGCCCUCCUCCCCAGCCAGAGAGACCCAAAUGCUUUGUGCUUUCCUAUUAGAAAAGAUCCCUAUUCACUUUUGCUUGCCCCUUCCCCCAGCUCUAUGAUAUCCUUCGUGAUAUCUUUCGUGCAAAAGUGCAAGGUUCUUCUGGCCUUGGAAAUGAAAUCUCCCCAGCUAGGCUGCUGCAUUUGAUCCCCUCUGCCUCGGUUGACUCCCUGUCUCCUUCCGCUUCCUCCUGGUAGACCGGUGACGGUGUAAAUGAUGCCCCAGCUCUGAAGAAGGCUGAGAUUGGUAUUGCCAUGGGCUCUGGCACCGCUGUAGCCAAGACCGCCUCAGAAAUGGUGCUGGCAGACGACAACUUCUCCACCAUUGUGUCCGCCGUUGAGGAGGGCCGGGCCAUCUACAACAACAUGAAACAAUUUAUCCGCUACCUCAUCUCCUCCAACGUGGGUGAGGUCGUCUGGUAAGGGAUCCCCCUCCCUCAUCCCCUUCACGAAGCCUUCAUUAGGCAAGCCCUGCCACCAGGCUGACUAGGCUCAGCGAAAGGGCUGAGAGAGUCCGAUAGCAUGAUAUUUGUGGCCAGGCCGGCCUGCCCUCUGGCAGCUGCACAUGUCACCACUGCUUCACAAGGGCUUCCUCUCUCCUCACUUUUUGUUUCUCUCUUCUUUCCCUUGCAGUAUCUUCCUCACUGCUGCUCUGGGUCUCCCUGAAGCCUUGAUCCCCGUGCAGCUGCUGUGGGUGAACUUGGUGACUGACGGGCUCCCAGCCACCGCCUUGGGCUUUAACCCCCCCGAUCUGGACAUCAUGAACAGGCCCCCUCGCAGCCCCAAGGAGCCCCUGAUCAGUGGCUGGCUCUUCUUCCGCUACUUGGCCAUUGGAGGUAACACAUUUUUUUCUCCCUGGGGCCCUGCCCUCUUAAUCCAGAAUACGGACAUCCUGCUUCCCUAGUUUUCGCUCCUGUAUACAAAUCCUGUACUCUCUCACCCGAGUCCUACCUACGUGCAGUGCCGGAUUUACGUAUAAGCUAAACAAGCUAUAGCUUAGGGCCCCACUCUCUUGGGGGCCCCAAAAAAUUUAAAGGGGAAAAAAUCCUGGAUGUACAUUUCCAAAAUAUAAGAUAAAAACCAAAUAAAAUAAAACCUACAUACAGCAACAGUGUUUUGUGUUGUGUAGGCUCCUAUGAUGUAAGUAAUGGGCCCCGCUUGCUAGCCUGCUCCCUAAAAUAUCACUGGUUUGCUCAUUUCUAUAUAUAGGGUGCCUACAUUCUGCAUAGACUGGUUGCAUGGCAACAUGUAGCAUGCAGACUGCAGUGCAGCACAGUUGAAUGUAGGUCAAGCUGUUGUAAAUGUAACGGGACUCCUGACCAUUAUCUAAUAUUAAAGUGUGCUUGUAGACUGGUGAUCAGGCAGCAUAGACUAAGGGUAUGGGUCUUAUGACUACUGACUGAUUUCAUGUAAUACAUCAUUUAUUUAUUUUGAUCCCAUUAUAAAAUUACUUAGAAAAAUAUUCAUCUUUAUUAUUUAGUAGGCCUAUAUUAUUUACUAGUACAGUUCCCCAUUACCCCCACUUGCUACUAUAAUACUAUAUAUAAAUAUUACAAUUAAAUUAAAUAUUUUACUUACUUCUAAAGGGCCCCAUUACCUUCAGAACUUAGGGCCUCAUCAGACCUAAAUUUGGCCUGAAACCUGAACCUGUAAUCCAUAUUGAGGGCACCUAAUAAUCCAAAGGAGCACAGCUUCUUUUGCAAUCCGCAUUUGGCCACAACCCUCUCCAUUUCACUUCCCCUGCAGGCUGCUCUUGGAGGGCAGUUGUUUUUUUGGGGGGGAAUUUCUGCCCUCUUCUUCGUUCAUGCUAAGCUUUCCUUUUAACACCUGCGUGCAGGGUAUGUCGGAGCUGCCACUGUUGGUGCCGCCGCUUGGUGGUUCCUGUAUGCUGAAGACGGACCUGGCGUGUCCUACUACCAGUUGGUGAGCUUGAACUUCUGGGUGCUCUACUGGAAGUGAACUGCGGGAGGGCAAGAUCAGUGGUAUUCUGCAACAUGCCCUGUUUUAAUCCUCUUCCCCACUUUCUCCUUCUGCCCCCCAGUCUCAUUUCAUGCAGUGCACAGAACACAACCCUGACUUUGAAGGUUUGGAAUGUGAGAUCUUUGAGUCCGCUGUCCCAAUGACCAUGGCUUUGUCCGUCCUGGUCACCAUUGAGAUGUGCAAUGCACUCAACAGGUAAGGGUGCCCGUGAGAGUCAAUCUUCAGCAUUACUCACAUAGCGCUGCCUUGGAGGUUCUUCAGAGGUAUCCUCCCUAGUCUCAUCCCCCAGAUACCCUGCUUCCUGGCCAGGGCUGUGGUUCCAGGACUGUGAUUCCAUUCAUCUCUUGGGGGGGGGGGGGGGUGACACGACAUAUUACAUACAGGAGAGCCAGCAACUGGCUGAUCUUUAAAGAACCAGUGUCUAUUGAUUUAUAUUGACUGAUGGCUUACGUGUUGGGCUUUCCCUGUCUCCCGCCCCAUGGUAACUUCACCCUGCUUCUCUGUCCUACACAGCCUGUCAGAGAACCAGUCCUUGGUUCGGAUGCCCCCCUGGGUGAACAUCUGGCUUCUGGGAUCCAUCUGCCUCUCCAUGUCUCUGCACUUUGUCAUCCUCUAUGUUGACCCUCUGCCAGUAAGUGUUGUUCAAGCACAGUUUGACUUCCUUGCCAGCUUCAGCAUCAGUUCACUCCUUCUAUGCCUUCUCAUCACCACCCGAUUGCUCAUUCUUUGAUCGCUGGCAGAUAAAUGUGUGAAAGGCUACGUUGAAAAACACUGGCGUCGUGCUGUGUUUGGUGAUAUAGAACUGUUUGCCCUUCAUGCUUAAAAUAGUAAUAAUUAAGACAUUGUGCCCUUAACUGGGAGAUCAACCCCCGCUUAAAUCCAUGACACUUACUUUUGAGCAGACUGGUAUAGGAUUCCACUGUUUAUUAGUUGCACUUAGUUUCCAUAGAAAACAGCGCUUGAGUUAAGGCAUCAUGAGUAACUUGUCCCACGGAUUUCGAUGGCGGCAAAGGCUGCAGUUCUAACUCUUCUUACCUGAGAGUAAGCACCAUUGUAUUCAGUAGGGCUUCCUUCUGAGUAGACAAGGUUAGGUUUGCACUGUUAGUCUGGACCCAGCCCAUGAUAGCUAAUUUUUAGGGGUUUCGAUCGUUGUUCUCUUCAUUUUCACACCCAUUUAUUAUUAUUUUUAAUCCUCAUGAAAAUUCAUCAUUUUAAGGUGAAUUUCUCCGAAUAUACACAUUUUUUGUGUUCAAUUUUGCCUUAUAUACAUGUUUGUACAAAGCAUAUUUUCCUAACAUUUACAUUUUCCUCAAUAGAAUGCAUUUUGGCGUGUUGUUUUCACUAACACAUGCAUUUCUAUGGACACUCCACAUUAGUCUAUGUGUUUUAGUAAAAGUUACUUGCCUGGAGAAGCGCAUUGCAAAAUUCAGAGAAAUAAUGGUUGUGUUUCGGUUCACCUGUUGUUUCAGGAAGUGCAGGUUAGGUAGAUUUGCCUUUAAGUGUGAACUGAAUUGCAUUUCUCCCCGCAACCCUAGCAAACACUGACCUCUCCCUUUGCUCUUGCUCUUCCCAGAUGAUCUUCAAACUCACCCACUUGGAUAUGCACCAUUGGAUGGUGGUGCUGAAGAUAUCCUUGCCUGUCAUCUUACUGGAUGAGCUGCUCAAAUUCGUUGCCCGGAACUACCUGGAGCGUAAGCCAUCCUCCCCUCCCUCCUCCUUUUGUCUCAAUCCUUGCCCCCACCCCACCCCUUUCAAAGCCUUCUCUUCCUUCUGCCUAUUUAAGGGAGUCAGGAGCACCAGAUGAAAAGCACGGGGGGGGGGCAUCACUGUGGUGAGAAGAGAAGAAACUGAAUGUCCUUCCCUGCUGACCUUUUCUGUCCCAAUUCUUUCCUGUCUUCUUCCUCUCACCCGCCACCAUCUCCAUGUGCACCCAUCCAGGGCAACUCACGUUAGAUGUUAGAUCCAUGGCUGGGGAAAUUUUAGGUGCUUGCUCAUUCAGGGUUCUCCUCCCAGAUGAUCACUUUCAAUGCUGCCUUCUAAGAACUGAAAUAGCCUCUCGGUGCUGUGUGGAACCAGAUGCUUGAAAACUUGACGUUUCUGGUAGAGGCAACAGCAGAUGCAUGCUCUAUAGGGGAUACAGGUGCCUAGAAGUGCCUGGAUAUUGAGGUUGUCUUGUGACUUCUGAGAAUGGAGCGCACUCCACUGGGUUGGAAUCGGUGGAGGAAGGUGAGAUGGGAAAUGCCCAGGAUUAUUGGGUCUUCCCCAAGAAUCUGUAAGUUAAUGUGAAUGACAGAGGAGAACGAGGACUCCUCUUCCAUAUCCAAUGCCCCUAAAUCAGCUUUCCAUGACCUAGUGCCCUUCAGAUGUUUUGGACCAUAAUUCCCACCAGCCUCAGACAACACUGCCAGUGGUCAGGGAUGAUGGGAGUUGUAGUCCAGCAGCAUCUGAAGGGCACAAGAUUGGAGAAGGCUGCCUUAAGUAGUCCUUUAUGGGUUGCCAUCAUUCCAUUCCAUUCCAUUCCAUUCCAUUUCACCCAUCCAGACUAAUCAUCUUCUCCUUGCCCACCUUCUCCCUAACGUCUAUUAACUCUGAUUUCUUUUAUCCUUUCCCUCUUGUAGCAUAGACUCCUUCCCCCUCUAUUCUCCUGUAUCCUGCCUCCCAGGUAUCUUACCACCCUUGACAGCAUGCCUUGCUUGUCCUCUCGGCUGCUCCAUCCUAUCUGUCUGUUCAUCCAUGUGGGAAGAUUUGCAAUAUCUGUGGGGAGCUGGCGGGAAAGUGUCUCUUCUUUGCUUGAACAGUCUCUUUGCUGCAUCUGAAAUUGUCCAGGGAACUGGGACCCAGCUGCUUGGCUGGUGGGUCAGGAGAAAAUCCUGCCCCAAAAAGAGGACUGCUUGUUAACUUUUGACUGCUCCAGGAAACAUUCUCUUUUCACUGAAAUAAAUGAAUUUUAAUUAUAUUAACUAUUCAGUUAAGAGGAGGCAAUAAUUAGCAUUCAGUCAGUAUUUAAAAUUAUGAAAUAUAAUUAGCAAUAAUUUGUGGACAUGAAUUUGGUCAGCGUGGGCCUAAACCCUAAUGCAAGUCAAGGUUGCUAUUUAGCUAGUUUAUAGCUGGCAAUUUGGCUGAGAUGUAUUUUAAAUACUCGGGCUCUAUUUAUUUUAACAAACUAUCCAAGUGGUUUUCAAGCUAAAUACCUUGAGGAAAUCUGCAUUGACUCAUCUGCCAAGGAACCCUGUGCAUUGCAGAGGAUUGUGGGACAUGUUCUAGAACUGACUGUGUUUCUCCAUAGCUCAGUCUACGGAGCAUGAGACUCUUAAUCUCAGGGUUGUGGGUUUGAGCCCCCCGUUGGGUGAAAUAUUCCUGCAUGGCAAGGAGUUGGACUAGAUGAUCCUCAUGGUCCCUUCCAACUCUACUAUUCUAUAAUUCCAUGAUAAAUUUUUCACUCAUAGGUCAGAGCCUGACAUAAGAUAAGUUGCAGCAGUGGUUCCACAAUAUAUCAAUUGCAGUUUGGUGCGGAUGCUACACCAGUUUUCUACGCAUAUCAUCCAUGAAUCCCCCUGAAAAUAGCAACAGUCUAGAGGUGCCCUGAGAAGCCUUCCUGGAACACGGUUUGAAAACCACUAAGCUAUUUUGUAGGGCUGUUUUUAAAAAAGUGGCAACCUUUCAUGCCAAUAAUAACAUGUUAAAGCUGUUUAAUCCCUUUGGGUUUUUUGAGCCCUGCAUUCUAAAUUCCAAAUUCUAAAUUGGAAUGCAUUUGCUGAAAACUUGAACACUGAACAAUAUAAUUGCAGGCAUGAUUGUUAGCACCGGAUCCUCUUUGGGCCCCAUCUGUUCCUAGGAGCUGCCUUUUUCCACCUUCUGCACGCACCCGAAUAAGCCCAUUUGGCCUCAACACUUGAGAGAUAGUCAUGGCUUUAACUUGGGUGCAUACAGAACGGGGAAGGUCUUUCAGCCUCAUCUGCUCAUCGUCAGCUCUCCAUGGCUGUGCCUCAGCUGCCUUCACUGCCCACUGCUAGUUGCCCCAUGUCGUGCCUGGCCAGUCUCUCAUGGACAAUCGCUUGGCCCCAUCUUUCAUGGAAGGGGUGGGGUGGCCUGAGCUCAGGGCUGCCCCCUUCACUGGACCCGCUGCUCUUGCUGUUGCUGGUUUCUACACCAAGGAGGGAUGAGAUUGGCUAGGCAAGGAACGUAAAGCGGAGGUGCUUUUGGUGGGGUGAGCUUUCCUCUGCUGGGGGUUCCUCACAGUGUGGCUGGCAUGCAUGGAUCCAGGUGAGUGAAUAUCCCACAAGGUCUGGCUCACUCCUGUUAACCCCCUGCCAUUCUCUCUAAGGCGCUAAAGCCCUAUGAGUACUUUCCAGAAACCAAGUCCCACUGAAUCUGUAGGGUUUACUUCUCCUGAGUGGACACAGACUGUAAUUAGGCCAAACUAGACAUGACCAAAGUUCCCCAUCCCAUUGCACUCAUACUGCUAAUGCCAGGGCUUAGGGUGCUGGCCGUUAACACAUUUGCAGGACAAUUUGAGGGAUUGAAUAGGAGAAUUUGUAGGGGUGGUGGUGGUUAAGCCUUCCUGACCUAUUUAUUUUCUCUUGCAAAUGCCACACACUCCCAAGAAGUUUUAAUUCCCCCUCUCACCCCUCAGCUGGGCUCUAGGGGUAUGUGGGCCUAGUUUGGAGAGGAAACUGGCCUUGCAGGGUUGGGAGUGGCUCAGUAGCAGAUAAACAUGGCUCCCUUCUCCCUGUCCUACCCUGUUAGUGUCCCCUUGGUCCUGCAUUUAUGGGCUGGGAGGAUCACACCUUUGUUGGGAGGUGGCAUCUAAUCUGUUUAGUUCAGAGAAAUUAACAUGGGGCUCAAACGCUCUGUGUUAUCAUGUCCACGUGAAAUGUUAUUGAGUCCUCUCAAAUCGGGUGGAGCAAUGGCUUCUGGUAAGGAGGGGGGACAUCUGCCAUCCAACUUUAUAUCUGACAAGACCCUCGAGUCUGUGUGCCAGGCAGAAAUUCAACAGGUGGGCCUUUCCCAAAGAAUGAUGCAGAAAUCUGCAGCCGAUGAAUUUCUGCCUAUUGUUAUCUGUUCAAGGCAGAGGAGGGAUAGCGGCAUUAGGUCUACUCCAAAAGAAAUAUGUCCAGCUGCUUGCUUGCUCAAGACCUUUCUGCCACUUAUCUUAGAGCGUCUGACUAGAAUGAUAAGUGAGACAAGCCCCUGUGGCUGGGUAUUAUUCCCCACGUUGUGAAGCUCCAGCCACGUAGCCUGAUUUUGGCAAAGGCCUGCUGUUCGAGGUUGUCCAUCUCACUGCUGUGGGGAAUCUGGAACUCGUCUCUGCUUCUCUGCCCCUCACUCUCUGUUCUCUCCUCCCCACUCCCCCUUUUACAGAGACUUUAGACGAAAGGAUGAAGAAGUGA